Messenger RNA from Spodoptera frugiperda (fall armyworm), 660 nucleotides. RefSeq lists its product as uncharacterized. The record is from RefSeq and is a predicted model, not a curated record. Lineage: Eukaryota; Metazoa; Arthropoda; Insecta; Lepidoptera; Noctuidae. The coding region runs from base 42 to 356 and encodes 104 amino acids. The transcript has 3 exons.
AUUUCAGUGUAAGCAUUCAGUAUUCUGAGUUUCAUCUGAAAAUGCAUUACUUCAGUCUUAUAUUUCUAUGUUGCCUAGCUGGUGUCAGCUAUGGUUUAAACCCUCAAGGGCACCAAAACGAGAACGUAUGCCUCUACGACAAGCAAUGUUCCAUGCAGUAUGGUGACUCUUGUAUCUGCUACAAAGGAAUCGGCAAUGACUAUUACGGGAAAUGUUACUGCCUUGCGGAUCUGGGAUGCAUCAAGCAUGAAGAUUGCAGGGGGAAAGGGAAACCCAAUCAGAUCUGUAGGUGCCUUAACAACAAGGGCAGAGGGGAGUGUUCGUGCUAUGAUCCCUUGUAUGCACCGAGAUCGUAAAUCAGGACUAAUUCCAGAUCUUCUAUAAAUAUACCAGACGUUUCAGCUUCCUUUAAUCAUCCUACUUUAUAUAUUCUUCUAAUAACUUAAUUCUUUUAAUGGUGUUCCUCAUGGAUGCAUUUUGGGACCAACUAAAUUUCGUUCUUUCAGUCUUUUCAUUUUUAUCUUCAUUAUAUUAAAAAAAACUAGUUGUGAUUUAAAAAUCUCUGGUAUUAAUUUUUUUGGUUUAUUGUGUUAAAUUUUGAGAUAAAUGUUGUUUUGUAAAGACACAUUUUUUUGACAUUAAACAAAAUCUUUCAAGCUA